Messenger RNA from Brachypodium distachyon (stiff brome), 774 nucleotides. Its product is annotated as cysteine-rich receptor-like protein kinase 18. The annotation marks the transcript as partial. Gene Ontology annotation, molecular function: ATP binding; protein kinase activity. The transcript has 4 exons. The record is from RefSeq and is a predicted model, not a curated record. Lineage: Eukaryota; Viridiplantae; Streptophyta; Magnoliopsida; Poales; Poaceae. Gene Ontology annotation, biological process: protein phosphorylation.
UUUGUGGGUGUGGCCCUCCGUGGUCUUGUACAUAACUCUUUCUUAUUUAUCUAUGCAUCGAGACGCAAGACUUUUGCGUUUUCUCGAAAAAAAAUUAAAAAAAUAAUUAAAGGCAUUUGUAAGGGUGUGGAAGCUUUACAUGGACAGGAAAGACCUAUUAUUCAUUUGGAUCUUAAUCCUGCCAACAUAUUGUUGGACGAUCAUAUGGAGCCCAAGAUUGUAGAUUUUGGUUUAUCAAGGCUCUUUGGUGAAAACCAGACCCACACCCGCAUAGCCAAUUCAAAGAGUGCAAUAGAAUACAUGGCUCCAGAAUACUUACAACGAGGUCAACUAUCAAUUGAGUCAGAUAUAUACAGUUUAGGCCUUCUGAUAAUUGAGAUCACAACGGGCGAGAAGAACUGCUCUGACCAUGAAUUGUAUGACACGGACUUCACUGAAGAUAAACCAGUCUGCAUUUACAAUAUACUGAGACACUCUUUUCUUACACAGGUACGUGAGUGUUGGACAGCGAUGCCUUAUAUAAAAUCAAGGUACUCUGCCUUAAGCGCAGAUGGCCACCGUCAGGUAAAGAGAAGCAUUAAAAUUGGGCUAAGUUGUCUCAAGAAAAAACGGAAGGACCGACCUACUUCUGGGGAUAUCGUUAAGAAGAUCGAUCAAAUUGGUGCAGGCUCAAGCUCAGUGUUCGGCAAGAUGGCCGUUAAUGUUGAAACAGGACGUGGUUCUCAUUUCCUGAGGAUCGUCCUCUGGGCCGACGUUCUUUUGCACCUCAUGUAA